Messenger RNA from Pseudomyrmex gracilis, 875 nucleotides. RefSeq names its product probable oligoribonuclease. The transcript is spliced from 4 exons. The coding region runs from base 272 to 778 and encodes 168 amino acids. The record is from RefSeq and is a predicted model, not a curated record. Gene Ontology annotation, molecular function: 3'-5'-RNA exonuclease activity; nucleic acid binding. Gene Ontology annotation, cellular component: mitochondrion. Lineage: Eukaryota; Metazoa; Arthropoda; Insecta; Hymenoptera; Formicidae.
CGUGUCACUGUGUUUCGCAUAAUAUAGAUGUAUAACACUUAUUACUUAAAUUUUAGUAUAUUAUAUUGAAAAUAAAUAAAAUUUCGUAUAAUACAUUGUAACGAUAUGUUUUAUCAUUAAAUGUGAAACUCAACACAAAAAAUUUUACAUGAAUACGUAUUUCGAAAAUUUUUAGAGACAAAUGUUUAUGAUCACGCUCAUCACGUGUAUCUUAUUUUAUUUACAAAAUACUUCAUAUUCGAAGAACGUGUUUGCAUAGUGUUUUUAUUAGAUGAGCGGACUUGACAUAGAAACAGAUCAUAUAUUAGAAAUUGCUUGUGUUGUAACAGACAAGACAUUAAAAAUCAUUAGCGAGGAAUUGCAUAUCGUGUUACAUCAAUCAGAUACGGUAUUAAAUAAUAUGAACGAAUGGUGUAAGAGACAUCAUCAUACGUCUGGAUUGACAAGCGAUUCUCGCUCAAGUAGAACAUCUUUAAAAGAUGCCGAACAAUCGGUACUUGCCUUUUUACAAAAAUAUAUUCCCAGUAACGCAUGCCCCCUGGCAGGAAACUCAGUCUAUAUGGAUCGCUUAUUUUUAUAUAAAUAUAUGCCGUUAGUCAAUGAUUAUUUACACUACAGAAUAAUCGAUGUUAGUUCAAUCAAGGAACUUGUCAGGAGAUGGAAUCCAAAUGUAUACAAAAAUGCACCACGCAAAGUAUUAUGCCACAGAGCUUUAGAUGAUGUAAAAGAAAGCAUCAAGGAAUUAGCGUAUUAUCAGAAACAUAUAUUUGGGCUGUAAUCGCACAGAUCGAGAGAAAUUUUGCAAUUAGAUUUGAUAUAAAUUUGUCUAAAAAUCAUAAAUAAAUGUGUAAAUAUAAUUGGAGCAGAAAGUUUUA